CACAUAUAAUAAAUCUUUACUCCUUAUAUCACCAUUACGUCAGUUACCUGUCUGUCAUGACCAAAUAUGGUGAUUUCAAYUUGGCUUCUCCCAAUGAUUGGCUCAAUUUUUUAUUUAUUCAAACAGCUGUUACCGAUUUGCGUCAUCRAUUUCCAAAUAUAUAUUCAUGAUAGUUUCGCGCAAAGAAAUGUUAAGAAUAUUCUAGUUUUUUUAAUUAAUUACCCCAAUCUUCUGUUAACCCUACUUAUAUUUAAAUGAAGGUCUAAUUAUCAAGAUUUUUUUCUGAUUUUGACACGGACCCUUUGGUAGGAACCGUGAUACUGAACCAAACAUAAAGUAUCAACCGAAGAAUUCAAGAAGCUAUAUAGUUAGUCCCUUGGUCCAUUAAAAUGGUACACUUAUGGUCACACACAUCAUCUCUUAUUCUCUAUUAUAACAAUAAAUUCUAGAUUUAAGAUUUAAUCAAAUAUAAUAUAAUAUUUCUAAGAAGAGCUAGAUGAGAGGCCAUGUUUUAUCAGUGAAGCCGUUUAUCAAGUAAGAUAGGAGCCGAAGGUCUUCGGCAGUUCGGAUUUCCGCUGGCUCAUAUUACGAAAGGCGUGCGGGCGUUUCAUGUUUUUGACCUAUCAAAAUAAAGAAUUUAUUUGGCGCGAAAAAUCAACCAAUCAGUCCAAAUUAGUUUGGCGCGCAGGAAGCUAGGCUGUGUUUGCGUUAUCAAGUGUAUGCUAGAUGUACUGUCUUCUCUGUCUUCCCCGGGGUGAUGUCUAAUUCCAUGGAGAAAUUUGAAAGAAUUGAGAAAAUUGGAGAGGGYACAUAUGGAGUCGUCUACAAAGCAAAAGACAAAACUAAUGGGGGAAUGGUUGCCUUGAAAAGRAUAAGACUUGACGCGGAAUCGGAGGGCGUUCCUAGCACAGCGAUAAGAGAAAUUUCACUUUUGAAAGAAUUAUCGCAUCCCAAUGUAGUCAGUUUGUUUGAYGUUGUACAAAGUGUCAACAGCCUUUAUUUAGUCUUUGAAUUCUUAACCCAAGACCUGAAGAAGUAUCUGGACUCUUUACCUGCUAGUGGUAUGCAACUACCACUUGUAAAAAGUUACUUAUACCAGUUGCUAAAUGGGAUAGCUUUUUGCCAUUCACACCGAAUACUCCAUCGAGAUUUAAAGCCACAGAACCUUUUGAUAGACAAGAAUGGAUCAAUCAAGCUGGCAGAUUUUGGUUUGGCUAGAGCAAUUGGUGUUCCAGUGAGGUCAUACACCCAUGAGGUGGUAACUCUAUGGUACAGAGCACCUGAGAUAUUGCUUGGAUGUCGUUAUUAUUCAACUCCWGUAGAUGUGUGGAGUAUUGGUUGCAUAUUUGCUGAAAUGAUUACAAGGAGAGCACUAUUCCCGGGGGAUUCUGAAAUUGACCAGUUGUUUAGAAUAUUCAGAACUCUUGGGACACCAGACAAUGAUAUCUGGCCUGGUGUGUCAGAACUGCCAGAUUACAAAACUACUUUUCCUAAGUGGCCAGUACAGUCACUAGAAAAUGUGAUUCCCUCACUCCAUGAUCCAGCUAUAGACAUUUUACAGAAAAUGCUGACUUAUCAGCCAGAUUCAAGAAUCUCUGCCAAGUUAGCAAUGRGCCAUGAAUUUUUCAAAGAUGUACAAAGAAAUAUUAUUUUGCCUUCAUAACUUUUAUAAAACCAUUGAAGACAAAGGGCAUUCAAGAUGCGUAAAUGUGCAUACAAUAUGUUUGAACAUAUUCCAGUUUGUAAAAGGAUGCAAGCUUUCAAUCCAGGUAUACAGAUUUUCAAGACAUCCUCUUGAAACAAUGAUUCAUUGAAAACACCAAAGGCAGGGCCCAAAAUAACAGCCACACAUCAGACAACAUCUGCCCAGAAUUGGAACUUGUCCACUCCGCUCAAAUCUUUGCCUUGCUGGUUAUUUUGACCAACAAUGUUGAGCCAGAAACGAGGUACAAGUAAGCUAAAACUAAUUUGGUGGGUCAUCAUGACAAGAGACUUACCAGCUGUUAUUCUAAGCCCUGAAGGAACAACAUAAAUGACCUUGCAGAGUAUUCAGAAACAGGUAGAAGCAGAGCCCAUAAUCAGCAUGUAUAAGGCUCUUAUCAAGACUAAAGUCUGUUUAUAAAUCCAAAAAUUAUUUAUUAUAAAAUGUUUUCAUAUUUUUGUCUAAUAAUUGAAAGCAUCGUAUUGUAUAGAAAAUUUCAGGGUUUUAUAGUUCCCUCAUUAGACUUGUAACACAUUAAGUGUAAAGAAUUUAUUGUACAUAAUUGUAUGAGAUUCAUAUGACUUCAGUUACAGACCUAUGURCAAAAGUCUGACUUGUGAUACUUUUAUGCAAGGGCUUUUCUACAUUAAGCAAACUGGAUGGUUUUGUCAAAUACAUGUAAAUCAUGUARAAUCUUAUUUGGUCUUAGAACAUUUCAAUACCUUCAGAAAUCAUUCUCAAGUAGGAUAAUGAUCCAUGCGUAAUAAGUAAAUUACGAGCCUUACUGCCACAUCUAUCUAGGAUAAUGAUCCCUGAAGGUAUCGAAAUGGUGAGAGCCACUUUUGUCAGGAAAAUGCCAGUGCAUAGAAAUAUGCAAAUACAUUAAAUAAUGUGGUCAUACUUUUGUGYGUUGCACUGURAAUUAUACCAUUACUAUUUCACUUGAUUUUUGCCUGGGAGGCUCCUCUUCUAAGAGUGUUAGGGAUGCUUGCUUGUAAGUGAAAAACAUACAGACCUYAAAAAUACUUUUCUCUGAAAGUGACUCUUACAGACUCCUAAACAAUAAUCAAAGCAGAUGACUUGGAAUGCUUUAAAUUUAAUAGUGGUGCUCAUAUGCAUUAAAUUUAUUCUUUAGCGCACUAAAAUACCAAAUAGCAAAUCUACAUUUCACUAUCAAAGUAAAAAAUGUAAAAGUCUUUAACUAGAAGAUACAAGGAUCGUCCCUAAUACUUUUAGACUGGCGUUCUCMGUGGAUUUUGUUUGCCACUAAUUUGGUACUUGAUCACUCAGAAAUUAUCAAUACUAUUGAUGUAGAUUUUCAUCUUACCAUUGAUUGAUGAUAAAGGCACAUGACAUCAAAACAGCUGCCAUCACAUAAAUCAAAAUUUAAUGCACUUUAAUGUAGCAUUUAUUAUUAAUUCAAUAUAAAAGUGAGGUUUUACUAGAAUUUUGACCUACAAUUAUCUAUUAUCCAUAAUGUUGUCUAAAGAAUAUUUUUGCUAAUUACAACUUGAAGAUUAUGAAAGUAUUUUUAAAUUAAAAUAAAAGAGAUUGCAACUUGUGCGUAU
This is a messenger RNA of Actinia tenebrosa (Australian red waratah sea anemone), 3270 nucleotides long. Its product is annotated as cyclin-dependent kinase 2. Gene Ontology annotation, molecular function: cyclin binding; ATP binding; cyclin-dependent protein serine/threonine kinase activity. Lineage: Eukaryota; Metazoa; Cnidaria; Anthozoa; Actiniaria; Actiniidae. The record is from RefSeq and is a predicted model, not a curated record. Gene Ontology annotation, biological process: signal transduction; regulation of G2/M transition of mitotic cell cycle; regulation of gene expression. Gene Ontology annotation, cellular component: cyclin-dependent protein kinase holoenzyme complex; cytoplasm; nucleus.